This is a messenger RNA of Lasiodiplodia theobromae, 702 nucleotides long. Its product is annotated as Kinesin. NCBI's taxonomy places the organism in Eukaryota, Fungi, Ascomycota, Dothideomycetes, Botryosphaeriales, Botryosphaeriaceae. The transcript has a single exon. The record is from RefSeq and is a predicted model, not a curated record. The coding region runs from base 1 to 702 and encodes 233 amino acids.
AUGGCGUCUGCCUCCGACGAGGGGAAAAUUCUCCUGUAUUAUCAACAGACCAAAAGAGAGCACCAGUACCUCAAGAAAAAGACAGAGCAAUUCACCGAGUCCUUGAGAAAAGUCGAAGCCAUGUACGAAGCUACGCAAGAUCACGAGCUACGAAUGAACGACAUGGACACGAAGUUCACCGCGCUUGCUAAAGAUGAUGAAACUUUGAAAGAAUCCUUUAGGAAGAUGAGUUCAGAUAACCAUGCACGAUUUGAUAGGACCUCUCUGGAAUUGCAGGGCCUUUGGCGCAAAGUCUUACGCCUUGAAGCCUUGGAGAAAGAACAUGGGACUCGCGUCCAUAAUAAUGGCACUAUACUCCGUGACAUUCAGCACAAGCUUGCACAACUCGAUAAGGCCGUGGACGACUUGUCCAAAUCAAAGAGCAAGAUAACCAAACGUCCUGAUCAUCCGGAGAUAAGUCGUUUGGCGAAGGAACUUGAGUCUCUGCACGGGUUGGUGAACGACCAGAACGAAAGUCUACAAACGCUCAUGAAGGACAUUGACGAAGCAAGACAAGUAGUUCAACAAGCAGGCAAGGGAGUCUCACGAGCAACAGCAAAAUUAGAACUGCCUGAUACACGGCCAAGACCAGAGCCGGAGAGCACUGUUCAGCCGCAGACGCCCACACCUACUGCGCCGAGAAAACCAGUCGGAAGAUCGUGA